Molecule: messenger RNA, 3397 nt
Organism: Trichechus manatus latirostris (Florida manatee)
Lineage: Eukaryota; Metazoa; Chordata; Mammalia; Sirenia; Trichechidae
Gene: MTERF4
Product: mitochondrial transcription termination factor 4
Exons: 4
Coding region: 23-1096 (357 amino acids)
Biological process (GO): regulation of DNA-templated transcription; mitochondrial ribosome assembly; mitochondrial transcription
Cellular component (GO): mitochondrion
Molecular function (GO): double-stranded DNA binding
Source: RefSeq, a predicted model, not a curated record
UUCCGGCGCCGGAGUGGACGUGAUGGCGGCUCUCAGCCGUCAGGUCUUUGAUUGGCACCGCCUGAUCCCCCUCACCGGGGCCAGUGUUGCUCGACAGACGUCUCGUCUAGGAGAGCAGAGAAGGACGAUAGCUUCUUUGUUGCCUCCACUGACUACAGUCUCCAGAGGAGGGAGCCUUGAGGAAUUAUCCCGUGUAAAAUCCAGGAAGUACGUGCAGGAGUCAGAAUGCAGGACGGAUCUCACUCGGUGCCUCCUUGAGCAGCCGAGGACACCUGUGGAUGGAGGGGCCUUGGGGCUGGAGACCAUCACCACCUCCCUCCGGGACAUGGGUUUCAGUGAUGCCCACGUUGGUGAAUUACUCAGCAUACAGCCAGGUCCCAGCCCUCAACAGUUGCUGGACAUCACUUCAGAAUUAAUACUCUUGGGUCUGAAUCCGGAACCUGUGUGUGUGGCCUUGAAGAAAAGCCCUCAGUUGCUGAAACUGCCUAUGAAGCAGAUGAAGAAGCGCUCCAGUUACCUGCGAAAGCUCGGGCUUGGCGAAGGGAAACUGAAGAGGGUGCUUUACUGUUGCCCCGAAAUUUUCACCAUGCGUCAGCGGGACAUCGAUGACAUCGUUGGGGUUCUCAGGGAGAAGUGUCUUUUCACAGUGCGGCAGGUGACAGAGAUUUUGCACAGAUGCCCCUAUGUUCUUCGGGAGGAGCCCGGUGAAUUGGAGUACAAAUUCCAGUACGCCUAUUUUAGGAUGGGGAUUAAGCACCGGGACGUGGUGAAGACUGACUUCUUGCAGUACUCAAUCACCAAGAUUAAGCAAAGGCACAUUUACCUCGAGCGCCUGGGACGGUACCAGACCCCCGAUAAGAAGGGCCAGACGCAGGUCCUUAACCCUUCACUCAAGGACAUCUUCAGAGUCUCAGAAGCUGAGUUUUUGGUCAAGACAGCCUGUUCUUCUCCAGAGGAGUUUGAAGUUUUUAAGAAGCUCUUGGCUCGGGAGGAGGAAGAGGGGCCUGGAGGCUGCACGUCUGAUGACAGCGCCAGCUCGGAUGGAGAUGUGGAGGACAGAGAUGCGGAGGAGGAGUUUACUGAUGGACGGGACUGAGAUGGGAAGAGCCCCAGGUAUAUUAAAGGAUAUUUUAAUUUUAUCAAAGCUUUUGGGAGCUUCACUAGGAUCUUCUCAAGUUAUUUUACAUCCUAAAACUGGGCUUAGGAUGAAAAAAUUAGUAUUAGUCCCCUGAGAAGUUGGCAGGUCAAACUAAACGGAGACGUGUUAGUUUGAUCUACUGUUGGGUGUCCGCCUGGAGGACCCUGUUCCGUUCUGGAUAAAAGACUGACUCAGCUGUUAAAAUUAGUGGGAUGUGGUAGGUCGAAAUGUGGCCUUAGUUUUUUCUUUUGAAACAUGUUAGUGACAAUUCCAUGACAACGUGGAAGAUAAGGUUUCUUCUCGGAUCAAGAGCCCAUUUAUAUUUUCUCUUAACAGGAAGAUAAAAUUAAGAGAAGGCAGCAAGGUUUUAGUACAUCACAGCACUUUAUUUUAUAAAAACAAGUAGCAGGUUUUCCACAAAAAUAUCAACGUUUUUAAUCCAAAAAUAUCUUACUGCUUCGUAAUUGCAUUCAGUGUACAGCAGAGUACAAGGAGUCGGUUAGUGACGUUUGCUUCAAUUUGACACAGCUUCUUGCUGCCACGAGGCACUGGGGCUUCCCUGUCUGGAUGCUGCUGGCCCAGCGAGUGGGGACCAGGCCCUCCCUGGCCCUGACCUCGUGAUGCUCUGGGCCAGUGCGUCACUCUCAGGCCCUGAGCCUCCAGUCAUCAUGUGCUGACUUGGGAGAAUGCAGAGCAGGACGGGGCCCUGCCCGUCUCACAGGUGGUCUGGGAACAAAGGGGGGAAAGCACAUGCCCCGGUUGUGGAGCUGGACCUGGAGUCGGGACCAAGGAUCUGUCGGCUAUUCCAGGUGCUCUCCACGGUGCCCAGAGGUGGUGAAAGUCACCCGGGGGAGCCCAGUGGGCGUGAGGAGCAAGGCCAAGCUGUGACAGCGUGGGCUCUGUGAGGGGCCAGGAGGACUGGUGUGUCCUAGAACAUUCUAGAUUGCAGAACAAGGUUGACACUGCAGGAAGCAUUUUUGGUGAUGUAGCAUCGAGUCAGGUCUCGUCUCAGCCUUUGAACAGCUCUUGGCGCCCUGGUGCUUGGCCCCGUGGAAACCCUGCCAGGCGGCGGUCCUCCCUCCAGGGGCAUCGGGCGAUGUCAAGAUGUUUGUGCCUGUCACGGCUGGAGGAGGGUGCUGGUGGCAUCUCGAGUGGAGGCCAGGGAUGCUACUAAACACCCGACAGUGCACAGGAUGACCCCCCAACAGAGAAUUACCCGGCCCAAAUGUCGACAGGGCCGACUGGAGAAACAGGCCUAGUCCAGUGAAGCGUGAUGGCACUGCGCCAAUUCAUGAAAACCUCAGGUUUGUUUACUUAAAAGAAAAGUAGUUGACAUUUCCACAGGGCUGCCCUGCCCUGUGUGCUGGGACGCUGCUGGUCAGCUGGCUUGUGUUCUGCCAGGGGGCUUGUCCAGCAGGCACUGGCUACAGCGUGGCCGCAGAGAGAUGACGGUUUUGCAGGAGAGAAGUAGCUCGGUGACUCCCUCCACAUCUGGGUCUGGCGCGCGCGGCAGCGGUUUGCAGGCAGGGCGUCAGGCUGACACACCAGGGGGAACAGCGCCCCAUCAUGGUGAUGGCCAUGCAUGGUGAGGAGGGAGGUCCACUCUGACCACCUGUCUGGUUCGUGGACAGGUGUGCUCGAAGAUGAGACGUUCACUCUGCCAGUGUUUUCAUUUACUCUUCCGCCUCGUGGAGUCCAAGUGACUGCCACUUUCCCUGGACACUAGGCUGUUCUUGUGCCCAGUCGGGACCAGCGUCAAGUCUGUACUUGAUUUGAUGGUCAGCUCAUCUGAGUUUUGUGUAACGACUGGGUUACUUGGUUAUUUAUUUUGGCACAAAAAUAAAUCCUGAUGCCCCUGACUGAUUUUUGAUUCCAUUGUUUCUACUUUCUUUGGGAAACUACAGGUGGACUUUGAGUAUUUUCAGGGAAGAAACGAGACUUUUAAGAAUGAGCCAUGUAGGGAAAGCAGUGGUGGGUUCACUUGGAAUAUGUUGGAAGAAUGAGCCAUAAAUCCAUUAGAAUCAGAAGUCCUUUUACUGGAUAUUUUAGCCUGUAAAGCGUGGAUUCGUCCAUAUUUUAGGAUGAUUAAUCGUAUAACAACGCAGCAACCAACUCAGGGUCAGUAGACCUUUUCUUAGAAGCAAAGGCUUCUGAGCUAAAACCUGGAACGAGUUAACAUUGGCCUCAUGGUCCAGGGGCUCAAGGCAGGAACACGGUGGCGAGUUUUCACCUCUGUUCCCAGUGACCUCGCUUGCUCUU